CGGAAAAAGUAGGAGCUUUCUGGUCAUUUCGAAAGCAUGGCUACCAUUUACAAGCUAAGACUUGCAAUUAAAUUUGGAAGAAAUCUUGGAAUACCACUGAAUAGAACCUUUGAAAGGAGAAUUUUCGAAAGACAAUGUCAGCGUUUUUCAGCUAUAAUAAACAAUUCUGUACAAGGAUUUUCUUCUCAAGCAGCGACACAAACAACAGAAAUACAUAAUAUUAUAAAAGAUGUGGAAAAACCAACAGAUGAAGGUGUUAAACAUAAAUUUCAAUCAGAAACACAGAUGCUGUUACAAAUUGUGGCCAAAUCUUUGUAUUCGGAGCAAGAGGUAUUUCUUCGUGAAUUAAUUUCCAAUGCAAGUGAUGCACUUGAAAAGUUACGUUAUAUGCGUAUAAGUGACUCCAAAGUUGCAGAGGUGGCUGGUGAUCGUAACCUAGAAAUUCAUAUUGGAACUAAUAAACAAGAUAGGAUUCUUAUAAUUCAGGAUACAGGAAUUGGUAUGACACGUGAAGAACUAAUAUCAAAUAUUGGAACUAUAGCUCGAUCUGGUUCCAAAGCUUUUCUAGAAAAAAUUAAAGAAAAGCAAAAUGCUGGUGAUACAUCCCAAAUUAUUGGACAAUUUGGUGUUGGUUUCUACAGUGCUUUUAUGGUUGCUGAUAAAGUAGAAGUGUUUACAAAAUCGUAUGAGAAAGACGCUGAAGGUCUUUGUUGGCAAUCAGACGGUUCUGACACAUUCAAUAUUUCAAACGCCGAAGGAGUUCAACCAGGGACAAAGAUUGUUAUACAUUUGAAUUCCCAGUGUCGACAAUUUAGUGACGAAGACACAAUUAAUCGUCUCAUCACUAAGUACAGUAACUUUAUCGGUAGUCCUAUUUAUGUUAACGGCAAGAGGGUUAAUACUAUGCAGCCAUUGUGGUUGCUUGAUCCAAAAGAAAUUACACAAUUACAACAUAAUGAGUUCUAUAGAUUUAUUGGAAACUGUUUUGAUUCUCCUCGAUUCAUAUUACACUAUUCAACCGAUGUUCCAAUUAACAUAAGAGCAUUAUUAUAUUUCCCGGAACAAAAACCGUCAUUCUUUGAUUUCGGUAAAGAUGAAGUGACGGGUGUCUCACUGUAUAGUCGUAAAGUGUUAAUCAAAAGUAAAGAUAUAAAUAUUUUACCAAAAUGGUUGCGUUUCGUCAAAGGAGUGGUUGAUUCUGAAGAUAUUCCUCUUAAUUUAAGUCGGGAAUUAUUACAGAAUAGUACUUUAAUCAGAAAAUUGACUAACGUUUUAACGACACGAAUUUUAAAAUUCUUGAGUGAAAAAUCUCGGAAAGACACUGAAAGCUAUAAUAAAUUUUAUAAAGAUAACAGUAUCUUAUUAAAAGAGGGUGUCGUGAGCACUGAAAAUCAGAAAGAAAAGGAAGACAUAGCUAAACUUUUGCGUUACGAAUCAUCUGCAAUACAGCCAGGGGAAUUAAUGGGCCUCGAAGAUUACUUCAAACGAAUGCCUUCUGAUCAAAACAAAAUAUAUUACUUAUUAGCACCAAGCCGUGAAUUAGCAGAACGAUCGCCAUAUUACGAAACACUAAAGAAACGAAAUAUCGAAGUACUAUUUUGUUAUGAAUCACACGAUGAUGUAAUUUUCUUGCAUUUACGGCAAUAUAAGUCUUGCGCAUUGACUUCCAUUGAAGAAGAGUUACGCGAACCAGAUUCAAAAUCUGACGAUAGUCCUCGUAUUAUUGAUCAAGAAGCAAUUGACAAACUUAUAAGUCACAUGAAAACAGUAUUAACCGGGAAAGCAUACAAUAUUAAAACAACGACGAAACUUGAGUCGCAUCCGUGUGUAGUUACAGUUCGUGAGAUGGCAAGUGCAAGACACUUUACCCGCAUACAAACUCGUCAAUUGAACGAGGAAACGUUAUAUCCUAUACUUCAGCCACAUUUUGAAAUAAAUCCUAAUCAUUCCAUUAUUAAGAAGCUUUGUAGUCUAGUAAAUACCGAUCCGAAAUUAGCCGAUCUUGUCAUAAAUCAGUUAUUCAUUAACAGCAUGGCAGAAGCUGGUUUAAUUGAAAAUCCACGGACAUUACUGGCAUCAAUGAACGAAUUGUUAGCCGUAGCGUUAAAAUAAAUAUUAAUUUUCAAUUUAUAACAUUUAUAACAUUUGCGACAAAACUGUUUAAUAAGUUAGAAAUACAUUGUGUAUAAAUAAAUAUUCUGAAUAAAAUAAU
Molecule: messenger RNA, 2212 nt
Organism: Eufriesea mexicana
Lineage: Eukaryota; Metazoa; Arthropoda; Insecta; Hymenoptera; Apidae
Gene: Trap1
Product: TNF receptor associated protein 1
Exons: 13
Coding region: 37-2112 (691 amino acids)
Biological process (GO): protein folding
Molecular function (GO): ATP binding; ATP-dependent protein folding chaperone; ATP hydrolysis activity
Source: RefSeq, a predicted model, not a curated record